UUGCACGUUUUUGGAUGGUUGUGGAGUUUUUAUAUAUACUCCUCUCAAAAAGCCUGUUUCUUCCACUUCAUCGUUUCAAUUUAUUGCAUAAAUAACUCUCCCUCAUCUCUCCGUUUCUUGUGAUGGAGCACAAGAUCUACUACCCAUGGCAAAUCGACGAAGCAAAGAAGCAGAAAAAGGAAAUUCCCCAAUUCGAAGAAAUGGCGCGAAAAUCGAAGGUGUGUGCGAGAGGGCAUUGGAGGCCGCACGAAGACGCUAGGCUGAGAGAAGUGGUCGCCCAAUUCGGCCCCCAAAACUGGAAUCUCAUCGCUGAGAAACUCGACGGUAGAUCAGGGAAAAGUUGCAGAUUGAGAUGGUUCAACCAGUUGGAUUCGAGAAUCAACCGUAAGGCUUUCAGCGAAGAGGAGGAAGAGAGACUGCUGGCAGCGCACACAAUGUACGGAAACAAAUGGGCGAUGAUUGCUAGGUUGUUUCCUGGCAGAACAGACAACGCAGUGAAGAACCAUUGGCAUGUGAUCAUGGCCAGGAAACACAGGGAACACAACAGCGUUUACAGGAGGAGGAAACCCUCUUUCCCAAAUCCCCAAAUCCCUACUCAUUCCUCUGCUAAACCCUCUCAUUUCUUCACCAAUCUCCUAAAUGGUGAUGCAAAUGUGGAGCAUCAAUCGGAUUCCAACUCUGAAGUUUCUGCAUCUGAAUCAGCAGCCAACAAUAGGGCCAAUGUUUAUUGGUGUGGGGAAGAUGAGAAUGGGAAAUAUGACAAGGGAAACAUAGCAUUCAUUGAUUUUCUUGGAGUGGGGGCCACUUGAGGUGUGUUUCCAAUUUCCAUGAUUUCUUAUUUUUGGGGCUAUAUUUAUUAGUGUUUCUUGUUUUGGAAGGCUGGUUAGGAUCCUAGUUUUUAUUACAGACAGAGUGAUCGAGAAUUAGAAGGGAGAAAAGGAGCCAAAAACUAAUGAAACAAGAGUGGUCAUGUCAUGGGAGUCUAGUUAGACCUGGUAAACUGCUCAAAAAUGUGGAGCAUUUAUUGCACCUCUGUUUGGUUGUAUUGCAAAAGAGAGAAACCAACAAAAAUAGGUGGGAUUUGCAGCAGGUUAAAAAAAUAUGAGGUCCCUUCACUCUAUGUACGUAUUGUAAAUCCCAUAAAUGGUAAAAAGGGAAGAUUUUUACUGCUGUAAAACUCAUUGUAUUUUUUGUUUGGGAGGCUAGAUACAAAAUUAAUGUGUUGGCUGCAACUGCAACAAAACCAAAAGGGCUCUCUUGAUUUGCAUUUGUACCGUUUAUGUGUGUGUUUUUAACUGAGGCUGGAUGGUCAGUGAAUCAGACUAUUUUCAUGACUUUUCAA
Molecule: messenger RNA, 1342 nt
Organism: Salvia hispanica
Lineage: Eukaryota; Viridiplantae; Streptophyta; Magnoliopsida; Lamiales; Lamiaceae
Product: transcription factor CSA-like
Biological process (GO): regulation of DNA-templated transcription
Cellular component (GO): nucleus
Molecular function (GO): DNA-binding transcription factor activity, RNA polymerase II-specific; RNA polymerase II cis-regulatory region sequence-specific DNA binding
Source: RefSeq, a predicted model, not a curated record